CUGCUGCACUUUUCAGAUAAGGCUCUUGUUUUUGACCUGGACUUCUACGGUACUGUAGAUACAUAAACUGUAAGUCUCUUUGCUUCUUGUGGUAGAAAGCUCUGUGAGUAGUGGGAUUAACACAAACGGACUUGAUUUAUCAUAGGUGGAGGAGAGCACAAGUUUCUCAUGUAACUCAAACUCUUCGGCGUUGCACUUGAGCAGACCUCGCGCUUAUGUGAUCAAAAUAUUGUGGAUUAUGGUUUUAAGCAAACAGACCUCAACAACCACAACAGUCUCGGACAACCACUGAAGUCGGACACCACUGUUUACACAAUAACUACGCACAUGUCUGUCUGUGAGAGAGCUUUGUGGUUAUGAACCUGUGCUUCUGGUUGGACCACUGGCUUAUGGGUGUUAGCUGAGCUGAUCAUCUCAUGACAUUUCUUCAGGGGUGUCAUGAAAGGAUUCUUUCAUCUGUUUACUGAAGAUUUUGUUCUACUGUAUGACAGAUGCUUAUUUAGUCAUGUUCCAAGAAAUGACAUUUGUGCUGCUUGCUUCACCAAAGGGAGAGCUUUGCUAAUUAGGUGUAAUGUGAGCUGGACUUCAGCCUAACCAUCUCACUCAAUAUAGAAGCUGUUCCUUCUGUUCAUUCAGACAGAUUUACCAUCAGACUGGAGAUGCUGCGGUGCACCCGGCUGAGAGGAAUACUGAUCAGUUUGCUGUUGCUGUAAGCAACUCAUGGGGGAGGGGGAAUUCCUCAAAGGAAACAGUCUCGAGAUGCCCAGUCAAGAUAACAGACUGGUGACGAAGACGCAGCUGUUGGAUCGCGGCCAAUGGGCGAGCAAGUUGGAGUUCCUGCUGGCUGUAGCAGGAACCCUGGUCGGGCUGGGAAACCUCUGGAGGUUCCCCUAUUUGUGCUACAAAAAUGGGGGAGGUGCAUUUCUGGUUCCAUAUGUCUUGUUUCUGCUUGCCUGUGGUAUCCCUAUGUUCCUCCUGGAGACGGCCAUGGGACAGUUCACAUCUCAGGGAUGCAUCACGUGCUGGAGGCACUUCUGCCCUUUGUUUGAAGGGAUUGGCUACGCUACCCAGGUGGUGAUUGCAUAUGCUGCCGUGUCAUACAUUGUCAUCCAGGCAUGGGCCUUCUUCUACCUCUUCUCAUCUUUCAGUGCUGAAGUCCCAUGGGCCACCUGCAGAAACACCUGGAACACAGAGUCUUGUGUUGAAUUUGAUAAAACAAAUGCGUCCUCAAACUGGACAGCAAACGCAACAACACCUGCAACAGAAUUCUGGGAGAGACGAGUACUGGGUAUAUCUCAAGGGAUUGAGGAAAUUGGUAGCCUGAGGUGGGAGUUGGCUUUGUGUCUCUUACUGGCAUGGAUCCUGUGCUACUUCUGUGUUUGGAAAGGAGUGAGAUCCACUGGAAAGGUAGUUUACUUUACAGCCACAUUCCCCUACCUCAUGUUGGUGGUUCUGUUGGCUCGUGGACUCACUCUACCAGGAGCUAUGGAUGGCUUAGCUUUCUACUUGUAUCCUGACCCAACAAGGUUGGUGGACCCUCAAGUUUGGAUGGACGCAGGCGCACAGGUUCUGUUCUCUUUUGGGAUUUGUCAGGGGAGUUUGACCGCCCUGGGUAGUUACAAUCAGUAUAACAAUGACUGUUUCAAAGACACAUUUGUUCUUUGCUUGGUGAAUGGCGGGUCCAGUUUUGUGGCAGGGUUUGCAAUCUUUUCUGUUUUGGGCUUCAUGUCCUACGAACAAGGACUGCCAAUAUCUGAAGUGGCUGCCUCUGGACCUGGUUUGGCAUUUAUUGCCUAUCCACGUGCAGUAGCCAUGAUGCCUUUACCUCAGCUAUGGGCUAUAUGCUUCUUCGUCAUGGUCAUCUUGUUGGGUGCAGAUACACAGUUUGUGAGUCUUGAGUGCCUGAUGACCUCAGUGACGGACAUGUUUCCCACUGUGUUUCGAAGAGCUUAUCGCCGAGAGCUGCUGCUGCUUUGUCUCUGCUCUGUUUGCUUCUUUCUCGGCCUCCUUCUCGUCACAGAGGGUGGCUUGUAUUUCCUUCAACUCUUUGACCAUUAUGUUUGUAGUGGCAACAAUCUUCUUCUUCUUUCAGUGUGUCAGACGAUAGCAAUUGGAUGGAUAUAUGGUGCAGACCGUCUCUUUGACAACAUUGAAGAUAUGAUUGGUUAUCGUCCAUGGCCAAUAAUGAAGUUUUGCUGGCUUUACAUUACCCCUGCUGUUUGUCUGGGUACCUUCAUCUUUUCAUUGGUGAGAUACAAGCCUCUCAAGUUCAACAAAACCUACGUCUACCCGACCUGGGCCUACGCUUUGGGCUGGUCUCUUGGGCUGUUCUGUGUUCUCCUAGUCCCACUGUGGAUCAUCUUUAAAGUUACUCAGAUGAAAGGGACGAUAUGGCAGAACGUCAAGCAGCUUUGCCGCCCUGAAAACAAGACACACAACACGGUGAAGCAGCCAGAGCAGUGCCCUCUGAACCCAGACGACACUCUUACACCUGCUGCCAAUGAUUACAAGGGAAGUGGUUUUACAAGAUGAGCAUUUUUAAGAAAUUAUGAUGAGCAAUAAACUCUGCUGGGUUACCAUGUCAGGUCUGCAACGUGCACGGUAAGCAGGGAGCUUUGUAUCCCUAUGCUAAACCAGCAAACACAGAAUAGAGAAGACAAAGUUUAUAAAGUUUUUAAAAUCUAUUUUCAAUUAAAGCAAUCCUUUAAUGAGUAUGAUUAAGUUAAAUCACCAUCUUCAUGUUUAAGUAUCCUACCUCCAUAGAGGAAUAGGACGGCAGUCCUAAUAUUGUCACUGUCCACGGUGUCACAGUUCAUUCAUUCAUUAUUUCCUGCCUUUCAGCCACCUGAUUCUUCCCCACCCUCGUCACUUUGAUCCACUCACCUGUUCCCAAUUCCCUAAUUAGCUCUUAGUAUUUAUACCGGCCCAUUGCCACUUAUUCCCUGUCGGAUUGUCUACUGUGCUUUCUAUGCCAUAGCUUGCCAGCCUUUCUUUCCUGCCUUUUUUUUUUUUUUUGGAUUUUAAGUUUUUGCCUACUCCGUUUGCCUGGCUCAGCCCACAUGCUGACCUCACCUAUUGUUUGC
Seriola dumerili (greater amberjack) is the source of this 3083-nucleotide messenger RNA. RefSeq names its product sodium- and chloride-dependent GABA transporter 2-like. The transcript is spliced from 17 exons. Lineage: Eukaryota; Metazoa; Chordata; Actinopteri; Carangiformes; Carangidae. Gene Ontology annotation, biological process: sodium ion transmembrane transport. The coding region runs from base 721 to 2532 and encodes 603 amino acids. The record is from RefSeq and is a predicted model, not a curated record. Gene Ontology annotation, cellular component: membrane.